Pseudo-nitzschia multistriata is the source of this 1231-nucleotide messenger RNA. The record is from the annotation of a GenBank genome assembly. NCBI's taxonomy places the organism in Eukaryota, Bacillariophyta, Bacillariophyceae, Bacillariales, Bacillariaceae.
ACACUUUUCUYUUUAGUGCGGGAGCCAGUGCCCUCAAAGAAUUCUUUCUAUCGCAUAAAUAUCGAUAUUCAGGAGACCAAAUGAACCAUACAUAUAGGUUAUUUUUUACUCUAUCGUUACUAYCAUUGCAAUUACUACCAUUGUAUAUCGUGCAAACAUCAGCAACAGCCUUUGUUGUCAAGCCGACGGGCCUUGAUAAGUCAUUGUCUGCCUGCUACCGCAGAGCCGCAACAGCAAUGAGYGGGAGUAGCACUAGAAGUCGCUGGUCCAGUGCUUGGGAGGAUAUCCUUAGCGGUGGGAACCCCCGAUGGAGAAUCACAUCGGAAGAGAGCCACGAGAAAGCGUACGCCAAUUUUUAUAGGUUCUUGCCAGAGGGAACGCCGUCCGACGACAAGAUAAAAAAUAUUUCCGUCCUCUGUCCAUUGGCAGGUGACGACCCCUUUGUGCACCUAUUGUACCGGAAAGGAUACAGCGUCACAGCCAUCGAUUUGGUUUCGGAAGCAGUUGAAGCGAUGAAAGCGCAGUUCGAUGGCGGCGAUGACAGUUCAUGGGCGAAAGAGGAGGACGAAAAUAACGACGGCAGCGUUACCAAUAUAGUGUGGAAACACAGCAGCGGUCGCGCCACCCUAAUCGUCGGCGAUGCAAUGAAAAAACGCACGAAUCUGAACCAAUCGUUCGAUGCCGUCUACGACAAGGAUAGCUUCGGAGCACUGCCCAAAGAGUUGCGAAAACCAUUUUGCCAGCGAAUAUCGGAGUACACAAAGGAGAACGGAAUCUUAUAUCUGGAGUGCAAACUCAAGAAAGGGGGCGACGAUUCGGGGCCUCCGUUUUCUUUGCAACGAGGCGACCUGAUGGAAGACGACAAUUUCGGCGGUGGCAAGUUCGAGUACAUCAAAGGACUCGGUCGUGUCUAUGAUUUGCCGGGUAACAUGAAUGCGGUGAUGCAGCAGACCGGUCACGUGCUACGUCGAUGUAGUAGAGCAGCUGCUCCUUGAUAUGUUCAGUACAAGAUCAAUCGACCAUCUCUGGCAGCAAAAYAGAGUCAUCAUAGUGUUAUUGAACCCAUUCCCAAGCGAUUUUCGAUCUCUAUKGUCACAUAAGCCAAAGGUUACUGAGAUGCAAUAAUCAAAUAGAAUCCGUAUUGGGGAUGCGCCUCUUUCUCCUCUGGUGCAAGUUAAGUGGACAUAAUAGCCUAAGCAACGAAARUAGUGACUAAAGUAUUACCGUAGAA